Schizophyllum commune H4-8 is the source of this 1362-nucleotide messenger RNA. RefSeq lists its product as uncharacterized. NCBI's taxonomy places the organism in Eukaryota, Fungi, Basidiomycota, Agaricomycetes, Agaricales, Schizophyllaceae. Bases 289 to 1188 code for a protein of 299 amino acids. The record is from RefSeq and is a predicted model, not a curated record. The transcript is spliced from 5 exons.
CCUUCCCAUCCCUCAUCAUGACCAGGUCCCUUCCCCUGCCGUCAGCAAACUUUUGUUCGGCGAGAAUGCUGUAUCUCUUGGCCACUAUCAUCGCGGAACCUCGGCUGGUGCCCCCUUCCCGCGGCCCGUAAAUUGGUUCCACGGAUGUCCUUGCCGGAGAAUCUGGGGCAUGGUGGGCAAUAAAGCAGUCUCUGCAGCGAUCGGUAUGUGGCAUCUCAAGGGGGCGCCCUUCGCAGGAUAUAAAGCUGAGCGCAGCACAUCUCAUGAUUGAUCGUCACCCAACCCACCAUGCCGACCAUCAUUGACACCGUCAAGUUGCUCAAGUCCCUAUCGGACAACGCAGAGAAGGAAGCUGAGGCGAGGAACGAGGUGUACCUUGGCGUUGCCGGCCUUGCACUGAAGUACGGACAAUGGCGGGACUUUGGCGCCAAGAAAAUUUUCGUCUUCAAGAAAACAGUGACGGAGCUCGAGGACGGUCAAGUAGGUGAAGGAGGCAGCAACGAUGAGCCCGAUCCCGUCGUUUGUGUCUGCGUCGCCCGCAUCGGCGCUCAGGAUACUUGGCUUGGGUCCGAUGCGAACUGGACCGGGCCUUCGCAGUACACGAAGACAUUCGCCCAUGUCACCCUCGCGACGGGGCUGGAAAAUCCGGCAUCUAUGCCUGAGGGCGAACCGUUUGGACCGCACUGGGGACCGGUCUGCGCGCAAGUCACCGCCAUCAUGCAGAGCGCUUGCGAUGGGAAACCCAUCACCUCGGGUGGUCCGGAGGACAGACGUCUUGUUGCCCGCCAUGCGCUGUUCCAGGUCCUGCCCGAGGACGAAACAGAACGUCAGCAAGUGCUCACGGACAUAGCCCAGAAGCCCGCCUUCUUUGACAUCAAGAACUGGCCCGUGUUCACAGACCAAGCGAAAGCCGACAUCCGGGCCAUAUACGAGUCGCACAUGAUUAUGCCGCUCCCCGCCUUCGACAGCGAGGAGAAGAUCAUUGAACCCUUGCAGUACCGCGCGGCCCUCACCGGCUCCCUCGCCAUCGUCUCUUUCCGCAUCGUGGGCUGGGUCUUGAAGAGGACGCGGCGUUUUCGGUGCGAGAUCGUCAACAUUGACGUCCUCAAGCCUUCAGAUGUGGAACGCCCUAAGCGCACCACCCCUGCGUCAUCGUCUCGGUCGCCUUCGAAGCGCCUGCGUGCGUAGAUACACUUCCAGUAUUGUUUUCUUAGCAGAGUCAUAACACCGUAUCUUGAUCAAUGACUGUUGUCAUUUUAUCUGUACAUGUAGCAUGCUCAACGAUAGAUGGCUGUAUUCUACAUGCGACGUCCUGCCUGCUUCCACGAACUUGAAGUUAAUGCUCCUUCCAAAGGUGGUGGU